Molecule: messenger RNA, 680 nt
Organism: Aspergillus pseudotamarii
Lineage: Eukaryota; Fungi; Ascomycota; Eurotiomycetes; Eurotiales; Aspergillaceae
Exons: 1
Coding region: 180-548 (122 amino acids)
Source: RefSeq, a predicted model, not a curated record
AAACAAUUCGACGAAGGUUGAAUUGAAUACAACACUAGGGCCAAUUCGUUACUCAGCAUAGAGAAGCAUAACCAAAAGAAAUGAAAGGAAGUAGAUACAACUAGAAGUCAAGAGUUCCUACAAUCUCGCGGGUAGUGAGCCUGUAUUACCCAACACCGGAGCUAGAGCUAACACAACCAAUGGAUGGCCUUCCAUUAGUUCUCCAACUUGUUAUUGACGGAAGAGAGGGCAAGAUUAAAAUGAAACCCGCACCCGGUCGCACGCCGCAAAUGGGCUACUAUCACUCUGCUGUGUUUUUACUAGAGCUCUUGUUGUGGGUAGUGGAGUUCUUACUGGGGUCCGCAGUGUGGCCCAGGGAUAUCACUAAAGCUUUCGGAAGAAUCACUCUUUGCCUGGAGGUAGUGGUAGGGGUUGAAUUAGUCGUGAUAGAAGAGCUGCUGGUCAUGGAAUGGUCCUGGGAGACUGUGCUGCUCCCUGGACAUAAGCUGGGCAAAAUUGUGAUCAGCCCUUUUGGAGGAAGGUAUUGCCAACUGCUCACGUCACAAUAGUAACGUGUGUUUUGGAGGAACGAAGAGCGACGCCACUGUACCGAGGACGGCAUGGUGGUUGAAAGGUGCAUGUAUGUGGAGGGAAGAAGCGGUCACAGUAUAGAACCGACUGUUAAUCUACUCCAGUAGGGC